Dicentrarchus labrax (European seabass) is the source of this 2610-nucleotide messenger RNA. Its product is annotated as 26S proteasome non-ATPase regulatory subunit 11A. Lineage: Eukaryota; Metazoa; Chordata; Actinopteri; Moronidae. Gene Ontology annotation, molecular function: protein binding; structural molecule activity. The transcript is spliced from 13 exons. The coding region runs from base 70 to 1338 and encodes 422 amino acids. Gene Ontology annotation, biological process: ubiquitin-dependent protein catabolic process. The record is from RefSeq and is a predicted model, not a curated record. Gene Ontology annotation, cellular component: proteasome regulatory particle, lid subcomplex.
UUCCGAGUCUGUGAACGACCUGACCGGAAAACAAGCAGGCAGAGCGGAGCGGAGGCAGGCAGAGGAAAGAUGGCAGCCGCGGCAGUGGCUGAGUUUCAGAGAGCACAGUCUCUUCUUGGAACAGACCGGAAUGCCUCUAUCGAUAUCUUACACUCAAUAGUGAAGCGGGACAUCCAGGAGAGUGAUGAAGAGGCGGUGCGUGUUAAAGAGCAGAGCAUCCUGGAGCUGGGUGGGCUGCUGGCCAAGACCGGACAGGCUGCAGAGCUUGGGGGUCUGCUGAAGUAUGUACGCCCUUUCCUCAACUCCAUCUCCAAGGCCAAGGCAGCCCGGCUGGUCCGCUCCCUGCUGGACCUCUUCCUGGACAUGGAAGCAGCCACAGGUCAGGAGGUAGAGCUGUGUCUGGAGUGCAUAGAGUGGGCCAAGGCUGAGAAGAGGACCUUCCUCAGACAGGCGCUAGAGGCUCGUCUCAUCUCGCUGUAUUUCGACACAAAGUGCUACCAUGAGGCACUACAACUUGGCUCCCAGUUGCUGCAGGAGCUGAAGAAGAUGGACGACAAGGCCCUGCUAGUGGAGGUUCAGCUGCUGGAGAGUAAGACCUACCAUGCGCUCAGUAACCUGCCCAAGGCCCGUGCCGCCCUUACAUCUGCCAGGACAACCGCCAACGCCAUCUACUGCCCCCCAAAACUACAAGCAGCUUUAGACAUGCAGUCAGGGAUCAUUCAUGCAGCGGAGGAGAAAGACUGGAAGACGGCUUACUCCUACUUCUACGAGGCCUUUGAGGGCUACGACUCAAUUGACAGCCCCAGAGCCAUCACAGCCCUCAAAUACAUGCUGCUCUGCAAAAUCAUGCUCAACGCGCCAGAGGAUGUCCAGGCCCUCAUCAGUGGCAAGCUAGCUCUGCGAUACGCUGGCAGACAGACAGACUCACUGAAAUGUGUGGCACAAGCCAGCAAGAAUCGGUCGCUGGCAGACUUUGAAAAGGCACUAACAGAGUACAAAGCAGAGCUGAGGGAUGACCCCAUCAUCAGCACCCAUCUGACCAAGCUGUAUGACAACCUGCUGGAGCAGAACCUCAUCAGGGUCAUCGAACCUUUCUCCAGGGUCCAGAUAGCACACAUUUCCUCCCUCAUCAAACUCCCCAAGGGAGAUGUGGAGAGGAAAUUAUCACAGAUGAUCCUGGACAAGAAGUUUCACGGGAUUUUGGACCAAGGUGAAGGUGUGCUGAUUGUGUUCAACGAGCCGGUGGUGGACAAGACGUACGAGGCGGCCCUGGAGACCAUUCAGAACAUGAGCAAAGUGGUGGACUCGCUCUACAACAAAGCCAAGAAGCUAACAUAAGAGAGAGCGAAACCAUCGGUCCUCCUGUCUGGAGUGACGCGGGCCAGUCAGACCUCCGUUGAUCACUUCAACCCGGGAGGGACGAGGGGAGGAGGACGAGGAGAUCACAAACCCUCUUAACAACCCAGCAAGCAAACAAACCAGCUGACCAUCUGAAGACGACCCAACAGAUUAACAAACUGACUGACGGGGUGGACACGCCGCUCCUCCUGGUCCUCCCUCAGCCCUCUGCUCUCCCUCCCCCCCACUGUCUCUUCCUUCCAAUCUGACUGGGGUUGAUCUGACACAAUGUGCUCCUCCCUAUGGACAAAUCCAGGCACUGUGCCCCUCUUCUCUUCUCCAAACACUAGUUUCUACUGUAUGUAAAAUCGGACAAGCCCCCCCCCCCCCCCACACACCUUUUUUCCCUCUGUUUCUCUCUGCACUGGCCAUCAGGGAAUCUUGUAAUAUAACAAUAAAAAAAUACAUAUACAGUACUUAUAAAUACAUGUAUUAUAUAAAAAAAACAUGCUUGGUCUGUUCUCAGAGUGUAACCGGGGGUUAACGUGGGUAGGUUGGUCCUCUCCCACUGGAUUCUACCUGUUCUGUUCAAUUCCCCAACCAGACCCCAAACUGAAUGUUGGAGAAUUUUAGAUUUUUGAAAGAAUUUUUGAGAAGUUGCCCCGCAGUUAACUAGUUGGCCUGAAGAAUGGUUUUGAAAACAGAGGCCGUCAGAACAACCCCCCUCCCUUCCCCUCCUCACACCCUUACCAAGACCUUUGCACCCUCACCUGUUUCACCCUGAGGGGGUCUCACUCACAAGGCAUUCUGGGAUUCGUGGACCAUACAGGGAAUUUACUCUUCUGUCCACUCGGGACCAUGCCACAAGGAGAGGAGGACAUUCAUCUACACAGUGGGGUCUCCUUCAGCCCCCUUCCUCCGCCCCUGCACUCCUACGUCCUGUUUGUAUAUAACAUUGCCAAGCGCCUCUGUUCAUCCAAGGCCUGAUGUAUUCACACUGUCCCCUUUUUUUUAUAAUGCGUAAGAACUGAAUAAACCUCGCCACCGAGAGCUUGGUCAGUCACACAAAGUGCUUUUGAUGCUCGACAGGUGACUGGAGAGGGAACUCUGCGUUCUGAGAUGUGAUGGUUGGUUGUGCAGGAGAGGGCGGGUUUCGCUGAAGAAAAUCAAGCUGUACAUUUCUGGGAACUUAAUUUUGCAAGGACUCGAGGGUCUACCAUAUAUGACAUAGAGAAAGACAAAUGCUAAUAAAAAAAAAAUUAAACCUGUAAA